Messenger RNA from Perkinsus marinus ATCC 50983, 213 nucleotides. RefSeq lists its product as hypothetical. NCBI's taxonomy places the organism in Eukaryota, Perkinsozoa, Perkinsida, Perkinsidae. Bases 1 to 213 code for a protein of 70 amino acids. The record is from RefSeq and is a predicted model, not a curated record. The transcript has 2 exons.
AUGGCUACCCCAUUCCUCAUUCCAGGAGUUCAUGACCAACCAGUAGUCUACAUCUUUCUCGGUGCUCCAACCGAUGAUCUCAACAGCAAGUCCACCGAGGUGUUGCGCGGCGCAACUUGCGCCCUACUUGAAAAGCAUCCUGCAACUCUUCAGAAGAGCCUCAUUCACCUCGCCAUGGCAUGGUGUGAUGGAUUGGCGGCCUUGCGUGAUUGA